Molecule: messenger RNA, 870 nt
Organism: Aspergillus clavatus NRRL 1
Lineage: Eukaryota; Fungi; Ascomycota; Eurotiomycetes; Eurotiales; Aspergillaceae
Product: cell wall mannoprotein 1 family protein
Exons: 1
Coding region: 1-870 (289 amino acids)
Cellular component (GO): extracellular region
Source: RefSeq, a predicted model, not a curated record
AUGAGAUUCUCUGCCCUCCUCGUCACCCUUGGCCUCACUGGCGCCCUGGCCACCCCCGCCCUCGUUGAGCGUGCUGGACCUGCUGUCGGCGUCAUCUCCGACAUCACCGACCAGACCCUUGCUCUGGGCUCGGCCGUCUCCGGCUACAACGGAGGCGACCCCUCGUCCGUCGAGUCCGCCUCCAAGAAGCUGAUCAGCACCAUCAACACCGGUGUCGACACCGUCAAGAACGGCGGUGCCAUCAGCACCAGCGAUGCCCUGGCCCUGACCCCCGCCGUCCAGGACCUGACCAAGAAGGUCCAGACUGUCGUCGACGACAUCAUCGCCAAGAAGGACAAGUUCACCGCCGCUGGCGCCGCCGGCACCGUCUACCAGUCGCUCCAGGCCCAGUACACCGCCGCCGAUAACCUGUCCAAGGCCAUCUCCGCCCAGGUCCCCGAGGCCCUUGCUAGCAUCGCCGCUGAGCUCUCCGCCGGCAUCACCGCCGCCAUCCAGAAGGGUGUCGACGCCUACAAGGGCUCCGAGAACGGCAGCGGCUCGUCUUCCUCCUCCGCUGCUCCCACUACUAAGACUGCGACUGCCACCGCGACUUCCACCGCUACCGCAACUGCCACCGCAACUGCCACUGCGACUGGCUCCCCAAGCUCCACCCCCGUCAUCCCCACUGGCAGCUCCUCCGGCAGCGCCACCCCUACGCCCUCCACCUCGGCCACCAGCUCCUCCGGCUCCGGCUCUGGCGCUGGCGCUGGCUCCGGCUCUGCUACCUCCUCUGCCCCCACCGGCCUCUUCACCGGUGCCGCCAACAAGGAGUACUUCAGCUACACCUUCGGCGGUGCCGUCGUUGCCGCUGCCAUCGCUGUUGCUUUCUAA